This is a messenger RNA of Phyllostomus hastatus (greater spear-nosed bat), 1806 nucleotides long. RefSeq names its product serpin family B member 11 (gene SERPINB11). Gene Ontology annotation, biological process: negative regulation of endopeptidase activity. The transcript has 8 exons. Gene Ontology annotation, molecular function: serine-type endopeptidase inhibitor activity. Bases 9 to 1310 code for a protein of 433 amino acids. Lineage: Eukaryota; Metazoa; Chordata; Mammalia; Chiroptera; Phyllostomidae. The record is from RefSeq and is a predicted model, not a curated record.
GGCCACAAAUGGAAAGGGAGGGGCCGAAGGGAAAGGCUUUAUAUUUCCUGUCCCGGGACGCAGCUCCAGGCUUGCCUCCCACACUGUCCACUCCACCAGCAGACAGCAACCAAGGUAGUACUGGGCAUAAAAUGGAUUCCCUCAGCACAGCAAAUGUUGCAUUUUGCCUUGAUAUGUUCAAAGAGCUGAAUAAUAACAACGCGGGAGACAACAUCUUCUUUUCCCCACUGAGUUUGCUUUACGCUCUAAGUAUGGUCCUACUUGGAGCCAGAGGACACAGUGCUGAACAGAUGGAAAAGGUGCUUCACUUUAAUCACAUUGCAGAAUCAUUAAAGCCCCAGUUUAAGGACUCAGCUAAGUGCGGCCAAGCUGGAAGGAUUCACUCGGAGUUUAGAGUCUUAUUCUCUCAAAUCAACCAGCCAGGCUCCAACUAUACGCUCAGCAUUGCCAACAGACUCUACGGGACGCAGGCGAUAGCAUUCCAGCAGCAAUAUUUAAACUGUUCUGAGAAGUUCUAUCAAGCCAGGCUGCAAGCAGUUGAUUUUCAACAGUCCCCGGAAGAAACGAGGCAAACUAUUAAUGCUUGGGUUGAAAGUAAAACUAAUGGGAAAAUUACAAACCUCUUUGGAAAGGGCACGAUCGACCCUUCCUCUGUGAUGGUCUUGGUGAAUGCCAUCUAUUUCAAAGGACAAUGGCAAAGUAAAUUUCAGGAGCGGGAGACGGUGAAAGCCCCCUUCCACCUAAGUGAGGGCAAGAGCGUCCCCGUGGACAUGAUGUAUCAGGCUGGGACGUUCAAGCUGGCCUUCGUCCGGGAGCCGCAGAUGCAGGUGCUGGAGCUGCCCUACGCGGACAACGCACUGAGCAUGAUCAUCCUGCUGCCGGCGGGCACGGCCGUGCUGGAACAGGUAGAGAAGCAGCUGAACGUGAGGACAUUUGACAAGUGGACCAGCCCUUCCAACAUGAUGCAGAGAGACGUUGAGGUGCACUUGCCCCGAUUCAAGCUGGAGAUCAAGUAUGAGCUGAAUUCGCUGCUGAAAUCCCUAGGGAUGACCGAUGUCUUCAACCAGAUCAAAGCUGAUCUGUCUGGGAUCUCACGAGCUGACGGCCUGUAUCUAUCCAAGGUCAUCCACAAGUCCUACGUGGACGUCAACGAAGAGGGCACCGAGGCCGCGGCGGCCACCGGGGACAACCUCACCGUGAAAAGACUCCCCAUCCGAGCUCAGUUCCUGGCGAACCGCCCUUUCCUGUUCUUCAUCAGGCACAGCGACACCAACGCCGUCCUCUUCUGCGGGAAGCUGGCCUCCCCCUGAGCGCGUGGGGGAGAGCGAGGCUCCGAGUCACCCAGAGCAGGUGCGGGGACUAACCUGUGACUCAGAGCAGCUCCCACCCCUCACACCUCGGCGCCUCAGGUUGCUUGUCCGCAGAAUGGGUCUAGGAUCUCUCCCAACUUAUUCCGUGAGUUGGUGAACCCUAAGAUUAUGGUAAACGGGGAAGAAGGUACAUUUACCAAAAAAAAAGCUUUUCUGGCUCUCUUAUCUUUGGGGCCUCUUCUGAGCGCUGUCUGGGUGACAUGAUCAAGUCCCCGAGGAACAGUUCAGAGAAUUACAUUCCCUUGACUUGUGUGCAUCUAUCCGUGAGCUCCUGCGUAAGGGACUGCUCCGCCUCUGGAAACCCAGCUGAAGCGCGCCCACUUUGGUUGGAUGUUUAAAUGGUAUGGUUUUCCUUGCACGGGUCAAUGUGCCAUUAUGGAUUUCAGUUCAAAAUUCUGUACUGACUCUAAUAAAUGCAUGAAAUGCCUUAAGUUCU